Ictalurus furcatus (blue catfish) is the source of this 9249-nucleotide messenger RNA. It is a transcript of the gene cacna1da, whose product is annotated as calcium channel, voltage-dependent, L type, alpha 1D subunit, a. The coding region runs from base 310 to 6585 and encodes 2091 amino acids. Gene Ontology annotation, molecular function: high voltage-gated calcium channel activity. Gene Ontology annotation, biological process: calcium ion import across plasma membrane. The transcript has 48 exons. The record is from RefSeq and is a predicted model, not a curated record. Gene Ontology annotation, cellular component: membrane; voltage-gated calcium channel complex. NCBI's taxonomy places the organism in Eukaryota, Metazoa, Chordata, Actinopteri, Siluriformes, Ictaluridae.
UGCAUACGUGUGUCUCUCGCGCCUCGAGCUGAUGACUUUAAAUCCGCCGUCGCAGGCCGGAGCUGAGCGAUUUUGGUCGCGGAGGUUUCUCUACGGAUCUAAACGGAGCGCCGGACCUACGAUAAAGUCCUCAAAGAAGAGGCAAAUUAUGCCAGCAGCACCAGUGUCCCUGUUCCUGGUGACGUGCCGGCGUGUUGGUGAGAAAGCCCCGCCCCUUCACCCCAGUCCCCGCCCUCUCCCCCGCCCCUCUCCCCUCUCCCGUGGGAGGCUCGUGCCGGUGGAUGCACCGCUCCGGCCCAAGCCUGCACCAUGAGUGUCAACGGCCCGGUCCCGCCACCCGUCCCGCCCGCCGACGCCACAGAGGCCCCGCCCACGACGACGGUGGCACCGGUGGGCACGCUGGCGCAGAAGAAGAGGCUGCAGUACGCCAAGAGCAAGAGCAGCUCGGCCAACACGCGGCCACAGAGAGCGCUGUUCUGCCUGAACCUGAACAACCCGUUUCGCCAGGCCUGCAUCAGCAUCGUGGAGUGGAAGCCAUUUGAUAUCUUUAUACUAAUUGCUAUUUUUGCCAACUGCGUGGCCUUAGCCAUCUACAUCCCGUUCCCUGAAGACGACUCCAACUCGACCAAUCAUGACCUGGAAACAGUCGAAUAUGCCUUCCUCAUCAUUUUUACAAUCGAGACCUUCCUAAAGAUCAUAGCGUACGGAUUAGUCAUGCAUCAGAACGCGUACGUCAGGAACGGCUGGAACAUGCUGGAUUUCGUCAUCGUCGUCAUCGGACUGUUCAGUGUUACCCUAGAAGUUCUGACCAAAGAAGGGGGUCAGCAGGCAGUAGGAAGCCCCGCCCCCUCCUCACACGGCCAUGGAGGCAAACCGGGAGGCUUCGACGUGAAAGCGCUGCGAGCCUUCAGGGUUCUGCGACCCCUUCGCCUGGUCUCAGGAGUACCUAGUUUACAGGUAGUGUUGAACUCCAUCAUUAAAGCCAUGGUUCCUCUUCUCCACAUUGCUCUGCUGGUCCUCUUCGUCAUCAUCAUCUACGCCAUCAUCGGCCUUGAGCUCUUCCUCGGCAAAAUGCACGCGACCUGCUAUGUAAUCGGGACAGCUUAUAUAGCGGGGGACGAGUCGGCUCCCUGCGCAGUAAACGGUCACGGCCGUACCUGCACCCUGAACGGUACGGAGUGCAAAGAAGGCUGGCACGGCCCCAACGGCGGCAUCACCAACUUCGACAACUUCCUGUUUGCCAUGCUGACCGUGUUCCAGUGCAUCACUAUGGAGGGCUGGACAGAUGUGCUGUACUGGAUGAAUGAUGCGAUGGGGAUAGAGCUGCCCUGGGUCUACUUUGUGAGCUUGGUCAUCUUCGGCUCUUUCUUCGUCCUGAACCUUGUUCUGGGAGUGUUGAGUGGUGAGUUCUCUAAGGAGCGAGAGAAGGCGAAGGCUCGUGGAGAUUUCCAGAAGCUCCGUGAGAAGCAGCAGAUGGAGGAGGACCUGCAGGGCUACCUGGACUGGAUCACGCAGGCCGAGGACAUCGACCCUGACAACGAGGAUGAGGAAGAUGGGGGCAAACACAACCGGGUCACGCUCGCUGACAUCAUGAACAAGAAGAAGAAAGGGUUAGGCUGGUUCAGUCACUCUUCUGACACUCACGCGAGUGUUCCGGGGAGCGAUACUGAAUCUGUCAACACGGAGAAAGAUGAAGAGAAAUGCUGUGACCCUCUGUGUAAGAAAAUUUCCAAGUCAAAGUUCAGUCGGCGCUGGCGUCGCUGGAACAGGUUCUGCCGCAGGAAGUGCCGCUUGGCCGUGAAAUCUGUGCCGUUUUAUUGGCUGGUGAUCAUUCUGGUGUUCCUCAAUACGCUCACCAUUUCAUCAGAACACUACAAUCAACCGGACUGGCUCACAGAAGUGCAGGGGGUGGCCAAUAAGGUGCUGCUGGGGAUGUUCACGACUGAGAUGCUGGUGAAGAUGUACAGUCUGGGUCUGCAGGCCUACUUUGUCUCGCUCUUUAACCGUUUUGACUGCUUUGUCGUAUGCGGCGGAAUCAUAGAGACGAUCCUAGUGGAACUUGAUAUCAUGUCUCCACUCGGCAUCUCCGUGCUCCGCUGUGUACGACUCCUGAGGAUCUUUAAAGUCACACGUCACUGGGCGUCUCUCAGUAACCUGGUGGCAUCUCUGCUGAACUCGCUGAAGUCCAUCGCCUCGCUGCUGCUCCUGCUCUUCCUCUUCAUCAUCAUCUUCGCUCUGCUCGGGAUGCAGGUGUUCGGCGGCAAGUUCAACUUCGACGACAUACACAAAAAGCGGAGCAGCUUCGACAACUUCCCCCAGGCCAUGCUGACGGUCUUUCAGAUUCUGACCGGUGAAGACUGGAACCAGGUGAUGUACGACGGCAUCAUGGCGUACGGCGGCCCUUCAUCGUCGGGGAUGAUCGUGUGCCUUUACUUCAUCAUCCUCUUUGUCUGUGGAAACUACAUCCUGCUGAACGUGUUCUUGGCCAUCGCCGUGGACAACCUGGCGGGCAGUGGUUCGCUCAGUUCUAAGAAGAGAACUGAUGUCAGGCUAGAUGAUGAUGAAGAAGAUUUCAAGGUUCCAGUUGAAGAUGAGAAGGAGAAUGCAGAAGAGGAGGAGGAUGAAGGGGAGGCUCCAUCAGGGCCUCGUCCCACCAUUGCAGAGCUAUUGAAGAAAGAGAAGGUCAUACCGAUACCAGAAGGCACCGCCUUCUUCAUAUUCAGCAAAACAAACCCGCUUCGUGUUUUCUGCCACAAGAUAAUAAACCACCACCUCUUCACCAACCUCAUCCUCGUCUUCAUAAUGCUCAGCUCAGUCUCCCUCGCCGCCGAGGAUCCAAUCAGAAACCACUCUUUCCGCAACAUUAUACUUGGUUACGUUGACUAUGCCUUCACAGCUAUCUUUACUGUAGAGGUCAUGUUGAAGAUGAUGACAUUCGGAGCGUUUCUCCACAAGGGGGCGUUCUGCAGGAACUACUUCAACUUGCUGGACCUGCUGGUGGUCGGCGUGUCUCUGGUGUCAUUUGGGAUACAAUCUUCGGCGAUCUCUGUGGUGAAGAUUCUGCGUGUACUGAGAGUGUUGAGGCCCCUCAGAGCCAUCAACAGGGCCAAAGGACUUAAGAACGUGGUCCAGUGUGUGUUUGUGGCCAUCAGGACUAUCGGGAACAUCAUGAUCGUUACAACGCUGCUCCAGUUCAUGUUUGCCUGUAUCGGAGUGCAGCUCUUUAAGGGGAAAUUUUACCGCUGCAAUGAUGAGGCCAAAUUAAGCCCGGACGAGUGCAAGGGCAUUUUCAUCUUGUACAAAGACGGAGACUUGAAUCAUCCCACCAUCCAGAAACGCCACUGGCACAACAGCGAGUUCAACUUCGACAAUGUGCUCAUGGCCAUGAUGGCGCUCUUCACCAUGUCCACGUUCGAGGGCUGGCCGGCGCUUCUCUACAAGGCCAUCGAUUCGAACAAGGAGAACUUCGGGCCCAUCUACAACUACCGUGUGGAGAUCUCCAUUUUCUUCAUCAUCUACAUCAUCAUCAUCGCCUUCUUCAUGAUGAACAUCUUCGUGGGUUUCGUCAUCGUGACGUUUCAGGAGCAGGGAGAGAAAGAGUACCAGAACUGUGAACUGGACAAGAACCAGCGCCAGUGUGUGGAGUAUGCCCUUAAAGCCCGACCUCUGAGGCGCUACAUCCCUAAAAACCCCUAUCAGUACAAGUUCUGGUACGUGGUGAACUCCACAGCCUUCGAGUACAUCAUGUUUGUCCUCAUCAUGCUCAACACCAUCUGCCUGGCUGUGCAGCACUACGGGCAGUCUAAGACCUUUAGCUACGUGAUGGACAUCCUGAACAUGGUGUUCACCGCAGUCUUUACUGUGGAGAUGGUCCUCAAACUGAUUGCCUUCAAACCCAGGGGUUAUCUUGAAGACCCGUGGAACAUUUUCGAUGCUAUGGUGGUGAUCGGCAGCGUAGUUGACAUUGCGCUCACUGAGGCUGACCAUUAUUUCACUGAUGCUUGGAACACGUUUGAUGCCUUAAUUGUAGUUGGUAGCGUCGUAGAUAUUGCUAUCACUGAAGCCAACAAUGUAGAAGAAAACGCCCGCAUCUCCAUUACCUUCUUUCGGCUGUUCAGAGUGAUGCGUUUGGUCAAGCUGCUCAACAGGGGGGAGGGAAUUCGUACGCUCCUGUGGACCUUCAUCAAGUCCUUCCAGGCUUUGCCGUACGUCGCUCUGCUGAUCGCCAUGCUGUUCUUCAUCUACGCCGUCAUCGGCAUGCAGAUAUUUGGGAAGAUAGCCAUGGUGGAAGGCACACAAAUCAACCGGAACAACAACUUCCAGACGUUUCUGCAAGCUGUGCUUCUGCUGUUCAGAUGUGCCACAGGUGAGGCGUGGCAGGAAAUCAUGCUGGCGUGUCUAUCCGGGAAGCUCUGUGACCCAGAGUCGGACUAUAAUCCUGGAGAGGAGAUGACCUGCGGCAGCGGCUUCGCAAUUGUCUACUUCAUCACAUUCUACAUGCUUUGUGCAUUCCUGAUCAUUAACUUGUUCGUGGCCGUCAUCAUGGACAACUUUGACUACCUGACCCGUGAUUGGUCCAUACUGGGACCGCAUCACCUCGACGAGUUUAAGAGGAUAUGGUCCGAAUAUGAUCCAGAAGCCAAGGGAAGAAUAAAACAUUUAGAUGUAGUGACGCUACUGCGGCGCAUUCAGCCUCCGCUUGGCUUCGGAAAGCUGUGUCCUCACAGAGUAGCAUGCAAGCGUCUAGUGGCCAUGAACAUGCCCCUGAACAGUGACGGCACCGUGAUGUUUAACGCCACGCUGUUUGCACUGGUCAGGACUGCACUGAAGAUCAAAACAGAUGGUAAUCUGGAGCAGGCAAAUGAGGAGCUGCGAGCCGUCAUUAAAAAGAUCUGGAAGAGGACCAGCAUGAAGCUGCUUGACCAAGUGGUGCCCCCUGCUGGCGAUGAUGAGGUAACGGUGGGGAAGUUCUAUGCCACCUUCCUGAUACAGGACUACUUUAGGAAAUUCAAGAAACGCAAAGAGGAGGGACUUGUAGGAGUGCAUCCUACCCAGAACAACACGGCUAUCACGCUGCAGGCUGGUCUCCGCACGCUGCAUGAUAUUGGGCCCGAAAUCCGCCGUGCCAUAUCAUGUGACCUCCAGGAUGAGGAGCUAGUAGACUUUAUACCUGAGGAGGACGAGGAGAUUUAUAGGCGAAACGGUGGCCUUUUCGGCAAUCACAUUAACCACAUCAACGGCGACCCCCACCGAGGUUCCGGGCAUCAGACCAACGCCACGCAGCGCCCCCUACAGGUUCAUCCUCCCGCGCACUACGCCGACAUGGAACAGCCUGUGGGCCGGCUGGACCGCGCCAACGCCAUGGCCCAUAAUAAUCAUCAUCACCACCAUCACCAUCAUCACAAUCACCACAAUUCUUACAGCAAGUCACCCAAGUCCACCAACAUCAAUCUGAACAAUGCUAACAUGUCCAGCCUGCCCAAUGGAGGCCAUAAUCGCUACUACCAGCAUGCCCCGGCGAACGGCUACACCGGACCGUACUACCCAGGGGAAUACGAAAAGCCCAGAACGCCAAACGGACAGAGGCCACGUGGCAGCAUCCGGCGCCAACCCACUAUUCGUCGUGAGGAGGAUUUUGAUGAAGACCGCUACUCUGGGGAGUACUACAGCGGAGAGGAGUUUUAUGAAGAGGACGGCAUGCUGUCGGGAGACAGGUAUCCCAGCAGCGAUCAGGAGUACGAGACGCCCCGUGGCUACCACCACCCCGACAGUUACUAUGACGAUGACGAGCAGCCCCUUUACCACGAAUCGUAUAGGUCGCCAAAGAGACGGCAGCUUCCUCCCACGCCACAAGGCAACCGGAGGCCGUCUUUCAACUUUGAGUGUCUGCGCAGGCAGAGCAGCCAGGAUGAGCUUCCUCGCCAACGGACUGCUCUUCCGCUUCAUUUAAUGCAACAUCAGGUGAUGGCAGUAGCAGGGCUUGACUGGAGUAGAGCUCACAGACUCUCACCUAGUCGCUCCACUCGCUCGUGGGCCACGCCUCCUGCCACGCCUGCCAGUAAAGACCGCACCCCCUACUACACACCCAUGAUCCGUGUGGACCGUCCGCACCGGGACAGCAUGGGUGGCAGCUACUGCUCGGUGAGGAAGAGCUCGUGGUACACGGAUGACCCGGAGUACCAGCAGAGCACCUACUCGCCGGUGCACCUGAAAAUCCCACCCGAGUACCGGAAACAGUACCACCAGAAGAGAGGCAGCGCCACCAGCCUCGUGGAGGCGGUUUUAAUAUCUGAAGGACUGGGCCGAUACGCUAAGGACCCAAAGUUUGUGGCGGCUACAAAGCACGAGAUCGCAGACGCCUGCGACAUGACCAUAGAUGAGAUGGAAAGUGCGGCGAGCCACCUGCUGAAUGGCGGAGUCAUGCCCGGGGUCAACGGGGUUAACGUGUACCCAGUCAUGACUCAGAUAGAGUACGACGUGCAGGACGUUUCGGCCAACUACAGCGACGAAGAGCCAGAAGCCGAUUCCCGGCCUCGUUACGAGGAGGACUUGGCGGACGAAAUGAUAUGCAUCACCACGUUAUAGCGUCCGGUUAGCAGCCAAAGCUAACGGACUUAGUCGUCACACAAAACUGAAAUGCAUCUAUUGGCUUAUAACCAAAAGAAGUGCCUUCCUUUCCAGUGGAGUAGAAAGGCACCAGGAGUAAGGACACACUUGCCCCGCCUACUCUCUCCCUAUUGGUCGAGGUGCAUAUCCAUCACAGGCCCGGGGGGUUGGGGUUGGGGUCACUUUGCCAGGGAACAGUGUUCCACUCUGUCACACUCCUGAUGGUGAUGCUUCGCAGCUUGCCGCUAAGUUGAUGAUGAAGUCCGUGCUGAACUGUGACUGGCGGCUUGUCCUGUCACUACGGGCUACGGACCGUCGGUAUCUUCUCCAAGGUGAUGACAAUCAGAUUAAAAAUGUCAUUACCUCAGUCACUUUAUUAAGGGUUUUUGCAUAUCACGCAUGUUUUCAAUGCAAGCUAAGUACGGCAGAUCUCCCCGUAGAGGCUGUAGUUUCCACCGAUUCAUUAAAAGGUCGAUGAGAAUUGUUAACUCUUUAGAUAACUAACUAACACCACUAAGACCAUUCUGGACUUGUCACAGAGAUCUUAUUGCUUUUUAAAAUCUGGAAAUUAGAUACCUUUUUAAAAUAAAUAAAUAAAUAAAUAAAACGAGACAUUGCAGCGUUUGUGUCGGAUGCACUAGCAGGCAGGUUAUUUUUUUAACUCUAGGUUUAGCCUGUUUGGGCGUUCGUAAAAAUUACUAUGCUGUAAAUGAAUUGUAAUAUAAAUUAUAAAGAAACUUUGGAAAGAGACAUAUUUUGUAAUUAUGUACUGUAGGAAAAAGGAAUCAGCAAUACUGAUGCUAAUUGAUGUUACUGUAUUGUGGAGAGAAAAAAACAAAAACGUGUGUGAACUCAUUAGAUACGGGACUCUAAUUUAAAAAAAGAUUUGGAUUUUUGCUCAUAUGCAUUCUUACUGGGUUUGUGUGCGGGAAAGCGGUUUUUAACGAGAGGAAAUUCAUCUCACACCUGCAGAAGAUAUGCAAAUUCUUUUUUUGUUUUGUUUUGCAUUUCAUCUUUUUCUCUGUAUGUGUGUGCGUGUGUGUGUGUGUGUGUGUGUGUGUGUGUGUGUGUGUGAGAGAUUACACGAAACAGCACCUUUACCCAUUCCUUCCCUGAAAUUCCAUGAAAGUAGGAAUCUCCGCUGCUGGACACUUCUUUAGGGCUUGUGGAGCUGUGGUACAUGUGGUUGUGUUAUUGUGUUACCGAGGAGGCUCGGUCCCCCAGUGUUUUCGUUGUGUAUUCAUCGUGCACAGGAGGUUUUGACGUCAAAUGCUCUUACGCUUUCGACGAUGCUGCUUAAAAUCGCGUAUUACGACUAAAGACUGAGAGGAUGGCCGACGCCGGCACGUGCUAGUCUCAUUUUCCCUUUAGCGCUACGGACUGAAAGGAGCCCGCUGGGGGUGUGACGAUCCCCAAAGUGGAACCGUCGACCAGGGCAGGGCUGGAGUGGCAAAGCAAUAUCUGUUCUUAUUAUCUGUCUGACUCGUUGUCUCUCUGGCUUAUACAUAUACCUCCAUUAACAAAGGAAGACGACGGCCCUGAUUUACUAACAGCCUGAAUAAGAUGUGCUCAUGUUUUUAUGCGAAGGGAUCAAUUAAUCAUGUCGCCAGUGAUUUACAAAUAACUGCAUAAAUGACCUCACGUGAAAAGCGUAUGUCGGUAAGGGUAUGUAACGUAGGUUUCGGCACGUGUCAUUUGCUCGAUAGCCCUCAAAGACACUCCAGGAAGAGUAAGACUCAAACUCGGCUCACGGGCGUAACGGCGUGACCGGGUUCUGUUUAAACGCUGUGCUGAAUGUCUAAUGUGAAAUCGACGUUGCUCUGGGAAUAUUUCAUAUUUAUAUAUAUAUACACAUAUACAUAUAUAAAUACCGAAUUAUUCAUGUGAAUUGAUAAUCAGCUUACAAAUGCGAGCCGCUGUAACAAAUUAUAAUACGAUAUAAAACACGACUGUGUGGAACAACCUAACCUUUCAUAUCGUAUUCCUCUACGGGUCUGUCUCCUCUCGGGCUGAUCGGAUUAUCAUCCCCGCCCCGAUAACGAUAUCCUGUACACCUUACGAGUGAGGAAUCUGCUUGGGUCUUGCUCUCUACCUCUUUUUACCUGUAACGGAAUCACGUAGACGCUGCCUCGUCAUUCAUCUUAAAACGGGCUGAACAACACCUCGAAUAUGAACAUCCGAGUCGAAACGUUCCAUGACCGACACAGCUAUUAGUCGCAGCUAAUGAUCUGUUCGUUAUUUUAAACUUGAGAUGAUAAGCCAUAACGUCGAGAAACUUUCUCGUUAGGAAAACGUAUAGAACGGUGUAAUCUUUUGUUUUGUCCUCGACUAGCGGAAGCGGACUUCUGCGAGUAUGAUACCCGCGGUUAGGUUGCACUAAUCUGCGCCUUUGCGAAGUGACUUUCUGGUGCUAAAUCGAUCCACCUGUACAGACACCACCCUGUGUUUUGCCCCAAAAUCGCUGAGGAAAAUGAAAAAACCGGACGACGUGCUAUUUUGUGCGUUUGAAAGAUCCUCCUUGAUCAGCUUGUGCAUUUUGUUUUUUUUAUAUACAGGUGUUACCAUGUUUGUGCGGGUGUUUACACAAACACAACACUUUAGUAAAUCAGGGCCAUAGUGUUUCGACCAUUGAUUUUUCUUUCC